CCAGGGAAGCCAGGGAGGCAGAAUUUAGAUGGUCACCAGUUCACACACCUGUCCCAGGAUCCCUUUCAACAUCCAGUCAGCAGGUAGGAGAACUCCAACAGCCCAUGAAUCUUGCUCCCAUGCCCCCAGAUUGUGUUUUGGGAAAUUAGGCAAACUAAAUAGAGAUCUUGUGUGUCUUGCUCAGUGGUACCCAGAACAAUGGCUGGCACUCGGCAGGCACUCGGUGUCGAUCUUUUGAUGAAUAAAUGAAUAAACUAAUUUUUAGUAGCCUGCUUCCUGGAUGCUCACUUGUCUGAUGAAUGAGGAUCCUGCCUGGGCAGCAUCAGCUGCUUAUUCCUCAAUCACUGCUCUGCUCGUGUCCCCAAGCACUCCACCUCUGCCUCUGGCAGAGCAUGAAGACAGCUAUAUCUGCCUAAAUUAAAAUUGCACCCAUAUUCUGACUCGGCAAGUCCACUUGUAGAUAGGCAGCCUGUGGCAUGUACCCGGCACUGUGGCUAUGACCAUCCCAGCAAGGCCUGUGAGCAAGAGUGGGAAUUCCCCUUACAUGUCCACGAGCGGAGAGAGGCAAAGGAAAGAAAGCCUUCCUAUUACAAUACAUGGAGGUGUGUGCGCACCCCUUAAAAAGAAACCAGACAGAGAGGAGUGUUCUGGCAUGAGGUGAAUGCCAAGGAACUUUGCUGAAUGAAAAAGCAGGGUGUCCAACAGAAUAGAACAGGUUCCCUUUUGUGGAAAUGCACAGUGUACACACCUGUCUAUACCUUUCUAUGGAAAUGUACGCAAGGUUAGUGCUUUUCUCAGGGAAGGGGUUAGUUGUCACUGUAGACACCCCUGAAGUCUCGAGUGAUGGUGCUGGGGGUGGCAGCCAACGUCUAGUGAGCGGCCAUCAUGUGUCCUGCAGUUGUGUACACUUCACACCAAUUAUCUGAUUAGAGCUUUACACAAUCCCAUGAAACAGUAUCAUCUGUUGUUUACAGAAAACUAAGGCACAGAGAGGUUAAACACUAUAGCGAAGAUGACCUAAAAUACGGAGACACCUGGCUUAGAGCUCAGGGAGCCUGAUCCCCAAACCGAUGCUGUUAACACAGUGCACAUAUAACUUUUCAUUAAAAAACAAGUCCCUAAGAAAUUUCUGGUCCAAAUAUUUCUUCAUCCACCGGGUCCCAUGACUGUCAGACAUGGGCUGGACCUCAGAGGCAAGCCGCUGCUCUCACGACGGGGAGACGGAGGCUCCGAGGGGGGUUGGAACUCUUUCCGUCCGGGGCGCGGAGACCCCCCUCGCCCCCGCGCCCCAGAAGCGACGUGCGUGGUCGGCGAGCGCCGGGGCGCUUCCCGGCGUCCCGGGAGGGAGCCCGGCUUAUGAAAGGCAGCUCCCAGCUCGGUUCCGAAGCGGGUCCGGGAGCCGGCUUCCCUCUGGGCCCCGAGGCGAGCCCGGCGGGCGGCUCCUCCCGGUGGGGUGACCGCGCGGGGCCGCCCCGGCCCGGGGGCGGGACCCGGGAGGGCGGCGCGCGGCGCGGGCGGCGGGCGGAGCGCGGGCAGAGGUGCCCCGAGGCUGCGGCGUUGUGGGGCGGCGGCGCCGCCCGACCUUCGGCGUCCCCGGGACCCCCGGGCGGCGGUGAGGCGGCGACGGCGGCGCGGACGGGCAGGCGAAGCUGAGCUGGCUGCUCCAGGAUGCACCACAGCUCUGAGAAGGGGAAGCAGAAAUCCUGCUGGCUCUGCUAUGGCGUGUGAACCGCAGAUGGACCCCGGCGGGGCGGCUGGCCCCUUGCCCACCUCCUCCCCUGGGUGGAGCGCCCUGCCUGGCGGGAGCCCUCCUGGCUGGGGGCAAGAGCUCCACAACGGCCAGGUCCUCACAGUUCUCCGGAUUGACAAUACCUGUGCACCCAUCUCCUUCGAUCUGGGAGCCGCCGAAGAACAACUGCAGACCUGGGGCAUUCAGGUCCCGGCUGAGCAGUACAGGAGCCUGGCUGAGAGUGCCCUCUUGGAGCCCCAAGUGAGAAGAUACAUCAUCUACAACUCGAGGCCUAUGCGGCUGGCCUUCGCUGUGGUGUUCUACGUGGUGGUAUGGGCCAACAUCUACUCCACCAGCCAGAUGUUCGCCCUGGGGAACCACUGGGUGGGUGUGCUGCUCGUGACCCUGGCUGCCAUGAGCCUGACCCUGACUCUUGUGCUCAUUUUCGAGAGACACCAGAGGAAGGCCAACGCCAACACGGAUCUGAGGCUGGCGGCUGCCAACGGAGCCCUCCUGAGACACCGGGUGCUGUUGGGGGUGACAGACACGGUGGAAGGCUGCCAGAGUGUGAUUCAGCUCUGGUUUGUCUACUUCGACCUGGAGACCUGUGUGCAGUUUUUGUCCGACCAUGUUCGAGAAAUGAAGACGAGCCAAGAGUCCUUGCUGAGAAGCAGAUUGAGCCAGCUGUGUGUUGUCAUGGAGACUGGGGUGAGCCCCACGGUGGCCGAGGGGCCGGAGAACCUGCUGGAGGAAGCUCCUCUCCUGCCCAGCAGUCCUCGUCCCACGGAGAGGCCACUCAUGCAGACUGAGCUUCGCCAGCUUAUUCCUGAGGCUGAGCCGGAGGAAAUGGCCCAGCAGCUGCUGGCAGUGUUUGGUGGCUACUACAUCCGGCUCCUGGUGACCUCUCAGCUCCCCCAGGCAUUGGGCACACGACACACAGACUCUCCAAGGAUUCCAUGCCCCUGCCAGCUCAUAGAAGCCCACAUCCUGGGCACAGGGUGCUGCCCAUUCCUGGCCAGGUGACCUAGGGACGAAGGUACUCAUCUUCUUCCAAGGCUGAAGGUGAGAAGUCAGGGAGGCCUCAGGAGCCCAAGGUGGCCGACGGUGAGCCCUAGGCGAGGAGAGCAGCAUCUGGGGGCACUCUGAGGCUGUCAGUCGUGUCAGCACUGCGAAUAUUGUGCUCACCCCAGGACCCUGCACGAGAAUGGCUUGUCAACAUCCCACACUGGCCCCUGGCCUUUGCAGAAGCCGAUGGUCCCACUCUGAGGUACUUUCUGUGCUGCUUAGAACUGUGGGCAUGGAUGAAAGGGCCACCCGCACAUCCCUUUCAUUGUCUGGAGAGCCCAGGAAAUGUGAAGAUGACCAGACUGGACUGAAUGUGUGUCCAAAGCUUGGUCUCGGGUGAUGCUUCUGUCCCCACCCCCUUCUUGUCAGAUGGAGACUCAGGGAGGACACUGCUCUUUGUGGCAUCGCCUUGGGCCCCUUAGAUUAUAAGAAGCCUCUUCCCAAUCUGAAGUGAAGAAGUAAAUUCUGAGAAUGUUCUCCAUCUUUAAGUUGUUUCUUUCCUACAUUUUCUGAAAAAAGAUGGCGCUUGGGCUUCUAUGCUAGCACACAGGCCUUGAGGAGUAGGAAACAGACGGCCUGUAACUGCUAAUGGGAAUAUUUGGAAGAGACUGAUCCUGUCUGAUUGGAGGCCAUAUUUUGUUCACAGCAUGCUUGCUUGUGGGAUGGUUUCAUACUGCAGACGGAGAAUGGCCGUGUGUUCCCUGACACUAACACUGUCCUGGAGUGAAGCGUAAUCUGUCACUUGUGGAAUUCCAUGAAGAGCUCAGAGGCUGCCAGGUGCUCUGCUUCUGAACAAGUUUGAAGACCCGUUGUUCCCUAGGCCCAAAUCCAAAAGCCCUAGCCUGGCAUUUAAAGGCUCCCCAGCACCUAAGACCUGGCCUUCAUCUGCAAUUUUGGCUUCAUCGCCCAUAAAAAUCCUUCGUAGGUUGAAACUCUUUUCCUGGACUGACAUACCUGUUCCUUUGUAUGUGCUGGACUCCUAUGCAUGCUUUUGUAAAAAAAAAUUUUUUUUUAAUUGAGGUAUGGUUGACGUAAGAUAUAUACAAGGUUCAGGUGUACAACAUAGUGAUUCACCAUUUUUAAAUGUUAUACUCCACUUAUAGUUAUUAUAAAAUAUUGACUGUAUCCCCUGUGUUGUACAAUAUAUCUCUGUAGCUUAUUUAUUUUAUACAUGGUAAUUUGUACCUCUUAUCCCCUCCCCCUAUCUUGCCCCUCCCCCUCCUAUGCAUGCUUUAAUGCUCAGUUUUCCUUAUCCCUCCUUCAGGAAGCCUUUCAACAUAGCCAGACCUGCCACUCUCUGCCUCCUUUAUUUUUUUAUUUUUAUUUUUUAAAAAUUACCUCUUAAUCCAUGAAUCCAAAUCAUCUCACUUUUUUUUUUUUUCCCCACGCCACGUGGCUUGCGGGAUCGUAGUUCCCCGACCUUGGAUUGAACCCAGGCCACUGCAGUGAAAACACCGAGUCCUAACCACUGGACCGCCAGGGAAUUCCUGACUCUGCGGCCUUUAAAUUCUUGAUAUAGUUGCUGCUUUUACUCAUGUUUUAUGUUAUUGAUUCUGUUUUCCUGUGCAUAUACCUAUUCUUCUAGCUAGACUAUAAGCUCCUCAAGGACAAAGACUGCACCUUGUACUUUUUGUGCAUGACCUGGACUUGCUAAGGAAAAAAAUCCUGUGGACUGAGUGCUUUGUCAUCUCUAUAGUAGCUUUUGCAAAUUACUCUCUGUACUCAGUUGAAUGAUGAAGUUGUCACAGACUGGGGUUCUGGUCCUGAACUGCCACUUUUAGCUAUGUAACUUUAGGCUGGUCCUCAGUCUACACAUCUGUAUAGUGGGUAGAUUGGAUGAUUCUUAAUGGCCCUUUCAAAGCCAAAGAUCUGGGAAUUUCCAUCUUUUUCUGUUCCAUUUUAACCCUUGGCCUUUCUCUCUGUUAUGCCUUUAUCUACAAUGCAGAAAGGUUCUAUAGACCCACACAGGUGAGGUGUCCCAGACCUGAUACCCCUUUGGAUGGAACACUGGCCUAGCCAGCAGGAGAGCUGUAUUCUCAUUUCAGAUCUGCUACUUCUUAGCAGUGUGACCUUGGCUAGGUUAACCUCUCUGAAUGUCAGUUCACUCUAUAAAUGAAUCUGGUGAACGUGAAAUGUAAUUAUGUGGGUGACUUACCAUGUAAGAGAUGAAUCUGACUGUUCACUUUCUCUGGGCCAGAGAAGAGAAAUCAUGUACAUAGACCAGCCCUUGGAAAUGGCUCUUUUAGGCAUUUCUCGUCAGCCGACAAAUGCUGUGGCCCGCUUUGCUCAAUGAGAAUUAUUCAUGAAGGCGAUCAUUGUCUUCCUCACCUGCCACAGCGGAAGUGUGGGCUGUGAAUGUGAUCAAUAGUAGCCCAUAUUUAUCAUCCAACCAUAAAACCCUGGUAAGUAUAAUAACAGAGAAUAAAAAUGUGUGUGUUUUGACCAAA
Molecule: messenger RNA, 5241 nt
Organism: Aethalodelphis obliquidens (Pacific white-sided dolphin)
Lineage: Eukaryota; Metazoa; Chordata; Mammalia; Artiodactyla; Delphinidae
Gene: TMEM268
Product: transmembrane protein 268
Exons: 9
Coding region: 1718-2752 (344 amino acids)
Source: RefSeq, a predicted model, not a curated record